This is a messenger RNA of Pundamilia nyererei, 4798 nucleotides long. RefSeq names its product gem (nuclear organelle) associated protein 5 (gene gemin5). Bases 156 to 4556 code for a protein of 1466 amino acids. Gene Ontology annotation, molecular function: protein binding; mRNA 3'-UTR binding. The transcript is spliced from 28 exons. Lineage: Eukaryota; Metazoa; Chordata; Actinopteri; Cichliformes; Cichlidae. Gene Ontology annotation, cellular component: SMN complex; nucleus. Gene Ontology annotation, biological process: spliceosomal snRNP assembly. The record is from RefSeq and is a predicted model, not a curated record.
GUCGUAAGCACCGGUAGGGUUUACGACACCACGCUGUGUGUACGGUCCUAAGUGUUGUAGCUACGAUAGUGCAGGUAACAUGUGAGAAGUUUGGAUUAGGUUUCUAGGACUUUAUUAAAGAAAAAAAUAUAUAUUUUUAAAGUAUCCAGGGCGUCAUGCGGGAACGGUCGCUUCCCGCCUCUCCCAACUGGUACUGCUCGCGCUGCAGUGAUGUCAGCAGCAGCGGUUUGCUGGGCGUCGGGGCCAAAAACAUCAUCUACUUGAUAGAUGUGUCUGCAUCUUCGUGUAGAGUGGCAGGUGAGCUCGUGGGCCAUAAGGACUUGGUGUCCGGCUUCUCGUUUUGCCAGCAUGCAGGGCAGAGUCACAUCUGUGUCAGCUCCUCCAGCGAUGGCAGUGUCCGUUUCUGGGACUCCAGCAGCAAGACUCUUAUUAGGGAGCACGCAGCUCAUCAGAGCUCCGUAUCAGCGCUGCACUGGUCCCCUGUGGAUAAAAACCUGGUGGUGUCCGGGGAUGAGAAAGGCGUGGUGGUCUGUCACUGGUACCACACGGGUGACACGACCAGCUUCUUCCCUGAGCCCAGAACCAUCUUCUGCCUCACCUGCUCUCCUCAUACCUGGAGCUAUGUGGCUGUUGGGUACAAAGAUGGGAUGAUCGUGCUGAUUGAUGUGAGUAAGAAAGGCGAGGUGAUUCACCGUCUCCGUGGACACGACGAUGAGAUCCAUGCGCUGGCGUGGUCACCUUUGGCCCAUGAAGAUGCCCUCUACACCAGACCUGAAGACGGUGAAGCAACCAAUGGAGUGUCUGGAGGAGGUGGCUGCUAUCUCGCAUCUGGGAGCAAAGACCAGACUGUAAGGCUCUGGAGUACAGCCAAGGGAAAAGGUGUCAUGACUCUGAAGCUGCCCUACCUGAAGAGGAGAGGCACCGCAGUCGACCCCGGGGUGAAAGAGCGUCUCUGGCUCAGCGUUCAUUGGCCGAAGGGACGGCCGACGCAGCUCGUGUCCAGUUGCUUCAGUGGUGAGUUGGUCAUGUGGGAUUUAACCAAGACAGGGAAGCAGAGGUGGACCCUGUUCGGCACAUCCUCAGAGGGUCAGAACCACAGCAGGAUCGUCUUUAACAUGAGUUCGGUUCACCUGCAGGAUGGCAGAGAGCUGCUCAUCAGCACCUCCAUGGACAGAGAGGUUAAGUGCUGGGACCUGGCCUCUCUGGAGUGCUGCUGGACUCUGCCCACCCUGGGCGGUUUCGUCUACGCCCUGACCUUCUCCCCCGUGGGUACUGGAUGUCUGGCGCUCGGUGUCGGUGACAACAUGAUCCGGGUGUGGAACACGCUGACCACUCAGAACAAGUACGACAUCAGGUCCUUCUGGCAGGGGAUCAAGUCCAAAGUCACAGCGCUGGCGUGGCAUCCGACAAAAGAGGGAUCUUUGUCUUUUGGAACAGAUGAUGGGAAAGUUGGUAUCUAUGACGUCUUCUCCAACAAGCCGCCUCAGAUAUCGAGCUCCUAUCACAGAAAAACGGUGUACACGUUGGCCUGGGGGCCGCCGGUCCCCCCAAUGUCAUUUGGGACAGCAGGAGGAAAACCUUCCUUUAGUCUGUACAGCUGUGCCGGCGAGGGCGUCAUACUCCAGCACGAUCCAUACAAGCUGAACGGAGAGGCGUCGGACAUCGACAAGCUCAUCAGAGAUACUAACGACAUCAAGCACAAGCUGUCUCCACACACCGACCUCAGCUGGAAGCCAGAUGGGAAAGUUGUUGCCAUCGGCAACGAGGAUGGGUGUAUCGACGUAUAUCAGGCUCCCAGUCUGAAGUUGCUGUGCAGCAUCCAGCAGCACCACAAGAUCAUUAACACGUUACGGUGGCAUCACGACCACAGCUCUGCACUUGAGCUGCACUGCCUCCUGGCCUCGGGCUCCAGCAACGCCAUCGUUUACGUGCACGAUCUCCGCUCUGUUAUAGAAAAUCCUCCAGAAAGCCCCGUGGUGCUGACGGAGCCCUAUCGGAGGUUGUGUGGCCAUACGGCUAAAAUCACCGGCAUGGCCUGGAGUCCGCAUCACAACGCUCGGCUCGUCACUGUCUCAUAUGAUGGCACAGCGCAGGUGUGGGAUGUUCUGGAGGAAGCAGCUGUCUCUAACUACAGAGGACACGUUGGUUAUCUGCUGUGUGUGGACUGGUCCCCUGUGGAUCCAGAUGUGAUCUGGACUGGAGGGAAGGACUUCACCUUGCAGGAGUGGAGCGUCUCCAAACAAGAGUUCACAAAGCCGCCUAAAGGGAAAAAGAUGGUCGACCUGAAAGAGAAGAUGAAGGCCAAUACGAAGCAGAAGAAGAAGAACAAGAAGGCUGGGCCAUCGGGGGCCGAGGGAGCUGCACAGCCAGAGGUCAAUGGAGCGCCGGUGACAAUCGGAGAGAGGGCAGUGACGGGACAAGGGGUGUCAGGUGAAGAUGACGAAGAUGAAGCCAGCUCAACAAGCAGCCCAGCACCUUCACCAGCCACAUUUGAGAUGCAGAGAAAAUCCUCGGCUGCUGUAAAGAGUAAAGACAAGCCAGACUUAACUGGGCUGAAGAAGAAAAAGCCUCGCUCCAUGUUGCCUCUCAGUACAUCCAUGGACCACCGGCCCAAAGACGAGCUGCUGCAGGACUGCAUCACUCUGGCUUCUGUCAGACACGACAACACACCUCCCACAGGCUGUGUCCCAGGCCAGGGAGAUCAUAUCCAUCUGGGCCUGUUUGCUGACAGACAGGCUCUGUACCGCAUGUUUGAUGCAGAAGAGGAGGGCCACGUGGAGGCGGGUCACUUCGACUCCGUAGUGUACCUGCGGCUGUGGAGCGGCGACCUGGAGGGGGCGCUGCAGCUCGCCACAGAGAAAGGAGAGCUGAACGACCACCUGCUCUCCAUCGCUCCCAUGGCUGGGUUCGUGGUGUGGAGCCGGACAGUGGAGGCCUUCGUCAAGCAGCUGUGUCUGCAGGAGCAGUACCUGAAAGCGGCGUCCCACCUGCUGUCCAUCAACAAACUCUACGAGGCAGUCGACUUGCUGCGCUCCCACAAGCUUUACAGGGAGGCCAUAGCGCUGGUUAAAGCCCGGCUGCCAGCAGACGAACCUCUCCUGAAGGAGCUGUACACGUGUUGGGCUGCAGUGCUGGAGAAAGAUGGGCAUUUUUCUGCAGCAGCUAAGUGCUACCUCGCUGCCGAUGCCAGCUUUGACGCCGCCAAGGUCAUCGCCAGGAAGAAUGACGUCUUGUCACUGAGGACCGCGGCCAGUCUAGCAAGAAUCUCAGGAGACUCCUCUCUGGCUCAGUCUCUGUCGCUGAGAUGUGCCAAAGACCUGGCAGCCGCUCGAGACUGGGUCGGAGCACAGGAGGUCCUGAGUUUGCAAGACAGCCUCCUGGUCCACAGGCUGCAUCUCUGUGUGGCUGAGCUGCUCUCUGAGAUGCUGGGAGACUCUGAAGUUAGUCCUGCAGCAUCCUGCGCCUCCCGUCACCCGUGGGCGUCACCGGGUGAGCGUCACAUUAGCAUCAUGGAUCGAGUGAGAGAUGUGUGGGAGGAGCAGUUUGCUGUUUCACAUCAGAGCCUCGGGGCUCUUCUGCAGGAGCUCAAGUCUGCAGAGAGCCCAAUGCCCACUGCUAACAGUCCUCUCAGACAGGUCCUGCUGCAUUCAUCCCUCCACCUGACCUGUGCUGUGCUCAGCUGGUUACUGGCUGAUGAUGAUCAGCUGGUGACAGAGCUGUGGCACGCAGUGGCUUGGCCGAGAGAGGCCGGACACUUCUGUGUCUCUGCAGAGCUCUGCAGGCUGCUGUUCCCAGAUGGCGAUGUCAGUGUUAGUUUUCGGAAACAUCCCAAAGUGCUUCAUCACACGGAAGAAGCAGCCAAAGCUGCUGCCAGCAGUCUUCAGGCUUUUGUCCUUUACCACCGCCUGUAUGAAUGCUGGUGGAGGACCUCGGGAGGCAGCCAGGAGAUCCAGAACGGCCUCUCCCUGUCGUUGCCUGACUCGUCUCCUGAAGAUGAAGUGAAGGAUGAGGUGUCAAACGGAGGGCUGUUGGAGUCUGCAGAGACCCACCGUCCUGUGAGUGGGAGUUUUCAUAAACUGGGCUUAGAUCCAUCACUCCUUCUGUGUGAGCCUCACGCUGCCUGCCAGGCCACCCAGAGAGCUGUGAGACAGAUCCAGCAGCAGCUCGCCGCCAUGGUGCAGCAGCACAGCCAGACCCAGGGAGGGCAGCUCGACUCUGGGGAGAAACGGGAUGACAGCCCUGCAGUGAUUUCCACCACCAGGGAAUCCUCAGACAGUCAGGACUCUGCUGAGGCUGAGCAGGGUUCUGAGGACCCGGAGACUCUGCUGUCAUUAUCCUCGAAGAUGUCCAAGCAUCAGAAAGAGCUGGCUGAGCUGCCAAACACACUCAAGGUGUACCCUCACCCAGAUGUUGUGGAAUGCUGUCUGGUUCUUUUGCAUCUCAGCAAAUCUUCAAUGUCUUUCUCGGACUCGCUCCUACAAGAAGCUAAAGAUCUGCUUCGUAAAUAUGGGACAAGUCCCUCUGUCCUGAAAGCCUCGCAGCGAUUCCUCAUCUGAUUCAUUUGCUGGCAGUUUGGGGACCCGCCUGAUGGUCUGACUUCAUGUCUCCGCUGCUACACUGACUGUUUACCUGCAUCCACACAAAGCAUGCUCAGAUGUGUUCAGUCAGACACCUCAAAAAGCACGUGGUUCCAAACUGCAGACUUUACACACUCUGAUAUGUUUCUUUGAGUUUUCUGAUACACUCAAAGCAGCAUUUCUGCAGUUUUUUUCUACAAUAAAAACAAACUUAAUAAAAA